AUGAAGGCCUCACUUUCUAUCGUCGGUCUUGCGGCGGCGGCGGCACGCCUUGCCGUGGCCGCACCUCAUCGCUCCAUCAACGGCCGGGAUAAUACGGUCGCCACUGUCAACCUGGAUUACGAAGUGCACCAGGGCAACCUAAACGUUACUGGUGGAUACUACAUCUUCGACAACAUCCCUUACGCACAGCAGCCGGUCAACGAGCUUCGGUUUGCCAAGCCGCAGCCCAUCACUGCGACCAGCUCGACUCUCAACGUGGGCGGCGGAGGCGAUCUCCAAUGCAUCCAGAGCUAUCCCCAGUGGAUCAUUGACCUUCAGGCUCGUAGCAAUGGGAUCUCCUCGGAGCUGAUGGCACAGGUGCUGUACAACCAGGCCGGCCAGACUGAGGAGUGCUUGCUGCUCAAUGUCUAUGUCCCCCAGAAGAUCUUUGCCAAGGGCGACCGUGCCAAAGCUUCCGUCCUCGUGUGGAUCCACGGAGGUGGCUUCACUUUCGGCUCCAAGACGUCUGUUGGCAACCCGGCAGGCAUUAUUGCACGCGCUGGCCUCGACGAUGACAAAGGCGGCAUCAUCUUCGUCAGCAUCAACUACCGUCUGGGUCUUUUCGGCUGGCUAGCAGGCAGCGACGUCACUCCGAACUUGGGCCUGUACGACCAGAGAGCCGCCCUGGACUGGGUGCAGAAGUACAUUAGCCGGUUUGGUGGCGACCCUGCCCGCGUCACAAUCAUGGGCGAGAGUGCCGGCGGCUCCAGCAUCACUCACCACAUCACUGCAUAUGGCGGUGGCGACAAGCUGCCGUUCAGGGCCGCCAUCCCGCAGUCGCCGGCCUUCCAGUUCAACAUUGACACCGACGCCACGUACAAGAAGACUCUUGCCCAGGCCACUACCGAGAGCCAGCAGUCUGUGUCGAGCGUCGCUGGCCUGAAGAGCCUGACUACCGACCAGCUCAAGUCGGUCAACCAGAAGGUUACCCAGGCCGCCAUUUAUGGUGGUUUCAACUUUGGUGUGUCUGUGGAUGGCACCUAUGUGCCCGAGCUGCCGCAGGUAUUGUUCGCCAAGGGCAAGUUCAACAAGGGUCUUGAUCUCCUCAUUGCCCACAUGCCCAUUACUAGCGAGGCUGCGCCUUUCGUUCCUCCGACCAUUGCCACGGCUGCCGACCUCCGCACUUAUGCCGAGCAGAGCCUAGCCACGUCGUCGUCCGCAGUGAUUGACGAGCUGUUGACCGACGUGUAUCCCGACGUGAUGGAUGGCACAUACCCCUGGACUACCCAGUUUGGCCGGGCUGUCGUCAUUGCGACUGAGCUCAACUUUGCCUGCGUGGCACGCUACAUCAGCACGGCUUAUAACGGCCACACGCACAGCUACAUCUUUGCCUAUCCUCCAGCCUACCAUGCCGGCGAUGUCAAAUACGAGUUCUACAAUGGCGACGCGAGCACGGUCGUCGACGGCGUGCCCAUCAACCCUCAGAUUGCGUACAACCUGCAGGACACGCUCGUCAGGUUUGCCAGGAAGGGCGACCCGACUGUGUCUGGCCUUCCCAAAUUUGAGCGAUAUGGCAAGGAGGGCAACGUCCUCCACUUCUCAGACAAGGGUGUCGUCGCGGCUAUUGACGACCUCAAGAACCCGCGAUGCGACUGGAUCCAGAAGGCCCUUGUUGACGGCCGCUUGUGA
This is a messenger RNA of Microdochium trichocladiopsis, 1668 nucleotides long. RefSeq names its product Alpha/Beta hydrolase protein. The transcript is spliced from 4 exons. The record is from RefSeq and is a predicted model, not a curated record. The coding region runs from base 1 to 1668 and encodes 555 amino acids. NCBI's taxonomy places the organism in Eukaryota, Fungi, Ascomycota, Sordariomycetes, Xylariales, Microdochiaceae.